Molecule: messenger RNA, 1468 nt
Organism: Salvia splendens (bonfire salvia)
Lineage: Eukaryota; Viridiplantae; Streptophyta; Magnoliopsida; Lamiales; Lamiaceae
Product: putative F-box protein At1g46840
Exons: 2
Coding region: 149-1093 (314 amino acids)
Molecular function (GO): protein binding
Source: RefSeq, a predicted model, not a curated record
UGGACACUCUUUAUCUCAUUACCAUUUUGACCCAUUUUCACUCAAGCACACAUACAGAGACGACUGAAGCGGCGCCGCUCUCAAGAUACGCCGUCUCCACCGCAUUUCCCGCAGAAGGUGAAAGAUGAAAACUGGUGAUAAUUCAUAAAUGGGGGAAGAUUUCUUCAAAUAUCUACCGUCAACAAUCAUAAUAAAUAUCCUCUCAAGACUCUCCACUCGAGCAGUUAUGGACUGCAAGUGUGUUUGUAAGCCAUGGCUCGGUCUGCUCACUACUCCUGAGUUUGUGAAUUCACAUAUGUCUAGAUCAGUCCCGGGCAUUGUUGUUGAAUCAUGCUCACCACACUCGUGCAAAACCAUUGAAUUUGUGGAUGAGCUUGACCUCAACUUUGAUAAGAAGCAUAGUUCGGAAGCAAUCUUCAACUUCGAUGAGAAGCAUCGUUGGGAAGUUACCUUCAACUUCAGAUUCCCUUUUGAUGGAUAUAUUAUUAGUUCAGCUAAUGGUUUGAUCUUUCUAAGAGACUUUGGAUUUGAUCAUGAUGAUUUUAUCCGGUGGAAUCCAAUCACACGUGACUCUAUCAAGCUCCCUUGUCCUAGACAAACCUCACCAAAAGUUCGGAAUGCCUUGGAUAAUUUCGGAUUUGGAGUGAGCGGAACUACUGGACAAUGUAAGGUGGUUAGGAUUUUCGCUGAAACACCACGACGACGAGAGGGUUUCGAAAAUGCUUGCCAAGUAUACACAGUUGGAACUGGAACUUGGAGAAAUGUUCCCUUUGGUAAGCCGCUCAGGUUUUGUGACGACACUAGAGGGGUACAUUUAAAUGGAAAUCUUUAUUGGAUGGUAGCGAAAAGAACAAAAGGCUUUUGUAGAUGGAUUUCUUGCUUUGAUCUUGAAACAGAACUUUUUAGCACCUUCGCUGCACCUCCUCCUCAUGGUAGAGAUAUUCUCUUUGGUAGGUCACUCUGUGUUUUGAGGGAUUGCCUUUGUGUAAACGACAUUUCACACUAUGGGUGCGACCUUUCAGACAAAGACGAAGGGUGUGACCUUUCAGACGAAGACGAAGGGUGCGACCUUCCAAUGAAGGGUGCGUUAUAGUCUGGUUGAUGAAGGAAGAUGACCACAGUUGGACAAAGAUAUUUAUCAUCCCCGAAGUUGAACGACUUGCUGGUAUAGGUCAUAUUUGGCCGAUUAUAUUUUUGAAAAUGGUGACGCUUUGAUGGAAUGGGAUGAUGGCAUGAUAUUCUACUACUCCAACAUGAUAGAAAAUGUGUACUACGAGAUCAAGUCUAUAGAGGGUCAUGAUCCCUCUACGAUCAUGUAUGCCUCAAGCUUUAUCUCUCUCAAGAGUUUUGCGAUGGAGAAUGUAAGCUCACUAGCUCAUUUUGAGUUGUGACUGUGUAGUUUCUUUCAUGUCUGAUGGUGAAAUGCUUGAAUGCUGAGGAACAUUAGAGAUUGAACCUCUUUUGCUAA